Molecule: messenger RNA, 1858 nt
Organism: Chenopodium quinoa (quinoa)
Lineage: Eukaryota; Viridiplantae; Streptophyta; Magnoliopsida; Caryophyllales; Amaranthaceae
Product: lysine histidine transporter-like 8
Exons: 5
Coding region: 123-1718 (531 amino acids)
Cellular component (GO): plasma membrane
Source: RefSeq, a predicted model, not a curated record
GCAUACUACCAUAAAUCCAUUAUAUAAAGCAACCAUGCCAACCAAGAAAGAAGAUAUAAAAAAAAAUAGGAAGAAUUUUCCUCUAAAAUAAACAAAUACUAGUAAAAUAGUAAGAAAAAACAAUGGAAAUUCCAAAAUGGCAUACAACAUUAGAGCAACUAAUGCAAGAAGAAAUAGAAAGAGAUAGACAAAGUGUAAAGUCGUCGUCAAGAUCAAUAGAUAUUUUUCCUAUCUCCAUAAUUAAUUAUGAGAGUAGUAGUAGGAGCAUUAGGAUUAAUCCCGUGGAAGACGACGACGACGAACUCGAUUUCGAUGAUCAUAAUAGGUUACAUGACAACAUAGUUUUCGUGUCGGGAAGAAAGGAAUUGGUAGGAGAAGUAAGUAAAAAUCCGGAAGCAGAAGCAUGGCUUCCUAUAACAGAAUCAAGAAAUGGAAAUUUGUGUUUUUGCAUCUUUCAUUUGCUUUCUUCUGGCCUUGGACUUCAGUCUCUUGCUCUUCCUGUGGCUUUUACUACUCUUGGAUGGGCUUGGGGAAUCACAUGGUUGUCAAUUGCAUUCAUAUGGCAACUUUACACCAUAUGGCUUCUUACCCAACUGCAUGAAUCCCCAUCCGGCUUUCGCUAUAGCCGAUACCUCCAAUUGGCUAUGGCCGCAUUUGGUCCUAAGCUGGGGAAAUUGCUAGCUCUAUUACCAGUAAUGUACCUGUCAGGAGGAACAUGUGUUACACUUCUUAUAACUGGUGGUGGCACAAUGCAACAUUUAUAUCACAUAUUAUGUGAAAAUGACAAUAUUUGUCAUGCAAAAUCACUAACUACUGUAGAAUGGUACAUGGUAUUCAUAUGUUUGGCCAUUGUUAUAGCCCAACUUCCUAACUUGAACUCAGUGGCUUGGGUGUCACUAGUUAGCGCGAUUUCAGCUGUAGUUUACUGCACUAUUAUCUGGAUCAUGUCUAUCAGCAAUGGUAGACCUUCAGGAACAAAAUACAGCCUUUCUGCAAGGGGUUUGGAAUCGGAAAUGAAAUCAUUUACAAAUGUUCUUUCUGCUCUUGGGAUUAUUGCCUUUUCUUUCAGAGGUCAUAAUCUUGUGCUUGAGAUUCAGGGAACACUUCCACCAAGUUUAAAAGAUCCAACCCACAAAAUAAUGUGGAAAGGAGUGAAAAUAACAUAUGCAUUGAUAGCAUUGUGUCUUUUUCCCUUAGCAAUUGGUGGAUAUUGGGCAUAUGGAACCUUGAUGCCAAAUACAGGGAUGUUGAAAGCAUUUGCACAAUUUCAUGGAAAUCACAGCUCAAGGUUGAAGCUAGCCUUAAUAUACUUCUUCCUCAUCAUAAACAGCUUGUGUUCAUUUCAAGUUUACGCGAUGCCAGUUUUUGACAACUUUGAGUUACGCUAUGUGAGCAUACAGAAAAAGCCCUGCACCUGGUGGAUAAGAGCAGGGUUAAGGGUAUUUUUCGGAGGGCUGGUUUUUUUCAUAGCAGUUGCUGUUCCUUUCUUGCCCGUCCUAGCACCACUAAUCGGAGGGAUUGCACUGCCAGUUACCUUUGCCUACCCGUGUUUCAUGUGGAUUAUUAUCAAGAAACCAAGUAAAUUCAGCACAAUGUGGUUUCUUAACUUGGUUCUAGGCAGUUUAGGCAUUCUGUUAAGCGUAUUAUUAAUCGUUGCAGCUAUAUAUAAUCUUGUAACCAAGGGCCUUUCUGCCAAUUUUUUCCAUCCUAAACCAUAAUAGUCAAAGAGAAAUUGUAACAUACAUUUAACUUUGAUUAAAAUUUUCUAUCAAAAUCUUUCAUAGUUGAAUGAUGUAGUACUGUAUUAUAUAGAACUUAGUACUGAAACUAUUAUAAACAAGAAAGAUCUAGGAACUUG